AUGAUAGAAGAACCAAUCUACAAUCGGUUUUCACGACAUUUACUGCAAACUGCCUACUCAAAUCAUUAUGAAAAUUAUGCAGUUUGCCCGGUUGGUGUGCUAUUUGUUCUUACCACGCUUCUGGGAUCGAAUGGAAUUCGACAAAAUACUGCUAGACAGGUGAAAUACGCGCUGAAAAUACAACGAAAUGAAAAUUCUUCAGCAAGACAAAGAGCGAAAAAUUUGUAUCUUUUUUGA
Molecule: messenger RNA, 237 nt
Organism: Heterobilharzia americana
Lineage: Eukaryota; Metazoa; Platyhelminthes; Trematoda; Strigeidida; Schistosomatidae
Source: the annotation of a GenBank genome assembly